AUGGAGAUUUUGCUCAAAGACACCAAAGGUGUGUCGCCGGAGACCAUUAUCUCCAUCAGAGCAGGAGCCACCCGCCGCCAGGUUCCUGUGUCACUGGUGGGAGACAAGCCCUUCAGGUUUCCUUGCGCUCUCCGCGACUGUGGCGCCAUCAAGGUGGACCUGUUGACCGUGGCAGCGUCGGCCCGGGCCGUGCUGACCGGGAGUGGCGAGGAACAGACGGUGAAUCUGGCCAUCGGGAGCCAGACUGUCCCGAAGCAGGCAGACCAGCCAGCUGAAGAUGCUGAGGUGACGUUGCUGUUGCGCCAUGCGACAGGCCAGCUCUCCUUGUCGAAGGAGGAAGAAACAGCCAAGACGACGGCCAUCAGGAAUUCUGCCGAGGAGUACCUGACGCAACAUGGGGUGCAUACUUUCCUCCAGGGCCUCUUGAGUGGCGUCAUCAAAGACAGGCGUGAAAGACGGGCUAAGGUGGCACAACUGUUCAAAGCCAAGGCUGAACAGAAGGCACCGAUGGAGCAGCUGCGAACCCAAGCGCGCGAUGCUUUGUUGCAGGGCGCGCGAUCUGGGAGGCUCUUGGAGGUCCUGCGCGAUGGAAACACCCCAAAGAACAAGAGCCAGGAGCGGACUGUCUGCCCCCCGAGGAGGUGGAACGCUUGCGCCAGGAGGAAGUACUCCAGAAGAGCAAGACAGGAGAACUGGAGGGAGCUCCCAAAGAAUCGAAGGAGAUGGAUGUAUUGA
Durusdinium trenchii is the source of this 735-nucleotide messenger RNA. The record is from the annotation of a GenBank genome assembly. Lineage: Eukaryota; Dinophyceae; Suessiales; Symbiodiniaceae.